UUCAGUGUCAUCCGUAGUUUGAAUACUUUAUUACAUGCUCAAUAAGCAAUCUCACAAGCACAUAUUUUGAAGUAGUUGUUUACAGUAAACUUGAUCAUACAUACUCAAAAGUAAUUGACUUUGUAGUGAAUACUAUGCGAGACACAUUAACUCAACUCACGUGGAAUAACUGUAUGAGGAGGCCAGAAAGAUUAACUGACAGACGUUCUUGGUUACUGUUACGAAAUCUAUAAUUCAGGUUAAAAAUAACGAAUGGAUUUAUUCAUUUUCUAAAGUUAUAUACUAAACUCACUGAAAGUUGCAUUUAAUAGCAUCGCAUUUGGUUCAAAAACUCAUCAGUGACAGCUUCGUCGAGAUGCUUGUUCAGAAUGAUAGUAUAAAGCGAAACAAAAGUAAAGAAGGUGAUCCCCAACCGCAACAGGCGUCUGUCGAGAAGCAACAGCAUCCAAAAAAGAAGUCUGCCAGGAGUUCCAAGCAUUUUCAUGCAUCCCGAGGUAGUGAUCGUCCUCGCCAAAAAUCACUGAAUACAAUGUUUUGUGGGUGUCUGGUUUCCGGAUCAGAAUGUGGUAAUACAAUAGAGCAUCGUCCACUUGAUAACAACCGACGACUUCUUCCUACCAGUGCUAUCCAGUCAAUGGAAUCUCUUAGCAUUUCAGAAAAUGCGGGUCCACAGUGUUUUCAGUCAUCUCAAGUAUCUAAUGACUCAGGUUUAAUUAAACUGCAACCAGUUGUUAACCUACCGUCUUGUGCUCUUAUAACAGAUGCUUUGCUUUCACAAACCAAACGGGCAAGUACAGUUAAAAUAAGUGCACCUUCUAAUGGCUUGAAGCGUUCAGGUUGGCACAGUUUUAGAUUUAGUCAUAAAAAAGAGUCAAAUUUGUCCAAGACAAAACAACGUGAUUCCACGAUAAGGACACCCGUUGCCAGACCCUUAAAAGGCGAUAUUUCCUACCCUGAAGAACAGAAAUCAGAAACAGUUCAGUCCCUUGUGUUCUCACCUUUACCAAAUCAAGCAGUACUGGAUACAGUAGAUUCUGGAGAGUUAACAAGUCGACUCUACUAAUUGAUAUUGAGUGAUUAUUGUUCACCAAUCUACUUAGCUUAUCAUCUAUCUUCACCAUAUGAAACAAACAAAGUUAGACGCGUCUAUUUCUAGUCAACUGUGAGUUACGACAAAAUAUUCUAUCCGGAGUUCAAGCAAUCCUGAAGUUGGAUGACGUUUCUCAAAUUUAAACCAGUGAUUCAGAUAUUAUUGUCUGAACACUGAAUAAUAAAAAUGUCCUUUUUCCUCCCAUUCCUUUUGUUUACACCUUGAUUCCUCAACUAGCGUUUCUGGCAUUGAAUGUUUUGUCAUUGUGAUUAACAUUUGGAAACUAGUUUUCUACUGUAUAGCCCUGUAAUCUUGAGUUUUUCGGUAUGCUUGUGUGAUGUCAACCCCCGAAUAGUUAAGGUUGUGGCUUUAUUAUUCAUUUCAUUGUAGUACAUCGUUGUUCGUCCUGUGACAAGUUAGAGAUGGGUCCUGCGGAGUACUUAUCAAACACCAUUUUCUUCUGAAUUAUCCAGUCACUAGUUAUAUUUCACACUAUAAGGUGAUUGAGUUUGGGAAACUAACCCGCCGUCCAACAUAAGGAGCUAACUCAAAUUACGAGUGUAUAAAAUGGAAUUCAGUUCACUAAGUUUCGUAUACUCGACAAGUAGUAGCAUCCCUAGAAAAAAAUGUUAGUGCUACUGGGCUCUGUUAACUGAUGCAGACAGACAGCUUGCAAAUAAGUGAUUGGAGCUCAGAAACUGGUCACUAAUGAGGUAGAAUCUGUUACUUAUAUGUAUCAACCUAAUUUGCUACUCUUCACACCAGUACAGCAUAACUUAUGUAUUGAGGAAAGCAGAAAAAUAAAACCAUAACUAGUCGUAGUGAAAAAAAUGAAGGUGAGGAGAAUGUCUUAAGUAAUAUAAUUUAGGGAUUGAAUGAAGAUAAAUUACUAAUGGCACGUUUAAGUUUACAAGAAAGAAAAUGUAUUCAUAGACAACAUUAGCGUUAUAUGCUAGACUAUACAUCCAUUCUGUGCACACAUUAAAACCAGGUUCUACAGCCUUUAUUUAUCUGGAUGUAAUAAUAAAAUAGCUCGUAUAUGAAUUAAUGUACAGUGAAAAUCACAUAUGUUAAACCUUUUAUGGAAAAACCAUUUAGUGUGGUGCAACAUAAUAAAUUUCUGUAUUUACUAUUAUAUAUCACAAAAAAUGUACCAACAGGUUCUACAUUUACACUCAAUAAUUUCCUGUUUUAUGGCGAUCUUAUUUCUUACCAUAAAUGUAAGUUUACUUAUUAUAACACUUGUGAAGUAAGCUAUUGCGCGUUAACAUUUGCAUUUUGUUAACUAAAUUACAUGUAAACCUAAUUCUGAAUCUUAAAACUUUCUUACUUUUGUUUUCCUUCAGCAAAAGGCUGCGUUGCUUGGACCGAAAAGUGAAACAGACAAAAACAAAAAGUGUUUUGUAAUUGACUUGGAUGAAACUUUGGUGCAUAGUUCAUUCAAAGUAAUAGAACAUGCUGAUUUUAAAGUAGGAGUUGAAAUAGAUGGAGUCACACACCGUGUGUAUGUUUUAAAGCGACCACAUGUUGACCUCUUCUUGUCGACCAUGGCCGAUCUGUAUGAAUGCGUACUGUUUACUGCUAGUUUAGCUAAGUAUGCUGAUCCAGUCGCAGACUUCAUUGAUAAAUGGCAUGCUUUCCGAUACCGGUUAUUUAGAGAAUCUUGUGUAUAUCAUCGAGGUAAUUAUGUAAAGGAUCUUAGUCACUUAGGCAGACCAAUCAACCAAGUUGUUAUUUUGGAUAAUUCACCAGCAUCCUAUAUGUUUCAUGCAAGUCAUGCAGUUCAGAUCUCAUCAUGGUUUGAUGAUACAAACGAUCGUGUUCUACUUGAUUUGAUUCCUUAUUUCGAAAAACUUGCAACACAACCUAAUGUGGUUGAUUUCUUAAAAAACAAUAUUCCUCCUACACCUUACGCCGCUAUCGGUACAAUUGGCCUACCUCUAGGACUUUUUACAAACACAACAUUCCCGGCUACUACUUCUACUGGCAGUGGUGGCGGUGGCAAAUCCCCUGAUGCCAGUUCAAUAAUCUCGAAUAUAAGACGUCCAAAUGUUUCUUCUCCAAUGCCUGUAUCCAUUGGAGAUAAUCACCUACAAGUUUCGAAAGAAUCAUCUACAACCUUGACUGUGUCAAUAUCUGUUGAAAAUAAAACACGGUACUUAACCAGUACGGAUGCUGUUGCUGUAGUUACUAAAUUAGAUACUACAGAAGCUAGUGGUCCUUCACUGAAUCCUAUGGCGAAAAAUAAUGAAAAGUCAAGUUUUCCAGCUCCUUUAUCCCUUACACCUUAUGUCCCUGUCACUUCAUCAUCUCCAAGUGUUUUAACAACAAAAACAAUAACUAACAAUCCUGUCCAAACAAUUGUAUCUGUUUCAAAUGCGUUCACCUCGGAUGAAAUUACACAACCUCAAACCUCUACAUCUCCAGGAAUUUCAUCGUCGCCCUCAACUAAUAAAUUGGCUCACAUUCCAUCUACAAAAUACUCAGUUCAGAGUUUAUCCGUGGGACAUAAAAGUCUACUAGGUACAUACCAAAAGAAACAAACUCCUUCAAAUAAGCUAUUUGGUACUGUUUCAAAUUGUUUCAAACCUACCCCUCAUAUCCAAUCAAUUGAAAAUCAUCAUUUAUCAUCACCAAAUAAAUUAAUUACACCUAUUCCAUUGCCAAAUAUCGCAUCUUCUACCUCUUCUAAUUCAUCAACAGUAAAUGUGACACAUUCAUCUACUAGUGAUUUUACUCCAAAAAUCAGUUAUUCUAUUAAGAAUCAAUAAUAUAAGUAUUAUUACCACUGUAAUUUGUUUUAUUCUUCGUUAAUCAUUGUGCCAAAAUAUGAAUAUCAAUGUUGUUAUUAACAUAGUACAUCAGAAUAACUCAAUUGAUAAUUUCAUAUUUUGAAAAUUAUUAUUUUCACUAUCAUCAGGCAAUUUAUUUAAAAAAAGAAGAUAUAGACAAGUAAAUUAACUAAUGUUGCCAACUACUUAUUCUUUCUGCUCAAUCAAAAAGAAAAAAAAAUGUAUGAAUAGUAUUUCUUCAAAUGUAUUUAGUUCUACCUAAGAAUAUUUUAAUUCCUUUACUGUUUAUAUAUAUAUAUAUAUAUAUA
Molecule: messenger RNA, 4190 nt
Organism: Schistosoma rodhaini
Lineage: Eukaryota; Metazoa; Platyhelminthes; Trematoda; Strigeidida; Schistosomatidae
Source: the annotation of a GenBank genome assembly